Molecule: messenger RNA, 2135 nt
Organism: Cricetulus griseus (Chinese hamster)
Lineage: Eukaryota; Metazoa; Chordata; Mammalia; Rodentia; Cricetidae
Source: RefSeq, a predicted model, not a curated record
CGAGCCGGGAGAGCCGGGAGAGCCGCUGCGGGAGCUGCCCUCCCUUCCCGCGGGGGACUCGCCCAGGCGCUAUCCGAGUGGAGGUUGGGAGCAUUUGCAGCAGAAUUUUUGGCUUUCCCUCCCCCUCCAUACAUUCCCCCCUCCUGCUCCUUUUCCAGUUUUUCUGCUUCCCGGGAAGUGAAUUGCUGAUGCCAAGAGGACUUUAUUCAUUAAUGAUGCAACCGGAUUCGUUUCAGGAUUAUGUUGCACGAAAUUGAAUUUUGAAUGAAGGAUUUUUUUUUUUGUGAAAGAAAGUGUUGACUCUUUAGUUCGUUGUACUUUUAAUUAUUAUUUUAUUUAAGUAUACAGUUUAAUUGUAUUAUUCUCUUAAAAAUAUUAAAUCUAUAUUUUAUGGAAACUUACCCUCAAGAUAUAUAUGUUCAUGGGUGAAAUUGAAGACGCUUCCGUUAAGUGAAGUGACUGGCGUGUUGGAUGUUUAAUUCAGCACCGGCAUUGCAUGACAGUUGUUGAAAUAACAAGUGGUUUGUUUUUUAAAACCACACCGUUAAAAUUUUAGGUUCAGGUAGUAACAGUAGACAUCGUAAGGGCCAUUAAAAGAAAACCAGCAGAAAUCGAAGCAAACAUGUCCGGGGAAGUACGUCUGAGGCAGUUGGAGCAGUUUAUUUUAGAUGGGCCAGCUCAGACCAAUGGGCAGUGCUUCAGUGUGGAGACGUUGCUGGACAUACUCAUCUGUCUUUAUGAUGAAUGCAAUAAUUCUCCAUUGAGAAGAGAAAAGAACAUUCUUGAAUAUCUGGAAUGGGCUAAACCAUUUACUUCUAAAGUGAAGCAAAUGCGAUUACACAGAGAAGACUUUGAAAUAUUAAAGGUGAUUGGUCGAGGAGCUUUUGGGGAGGUUGCUGUAGUUAAACUGAAAAAUGCAGAUAAAGUAUUUGCCAUGAAAAUUCUGAACAAGUGGGAGAUGCUGAAAAGAGCUGAGACAGCAUGCUUUCGUGAAGAGAGGGAUGUGCUGGUGAACGGGGACAACAAGUGGAUAACGACUCUGCACUACGCCUUCCAGGAUGACAACAACUUAUACCUGGUUAUGGAUUAUUAUGUUGGUGGGGAUUUACUCACUCUGCUCAGCAAAUUUGAAGAUAGAUUGCCUGAAGACAUGGCUCGGUUUUACUUGGCUGAGAUGGUAAUAGCCAUUGACUCAGUUCAUCAGCUCCACUAUGUACACAGAGACAUUAAACCUGACAAUAUAUUGAUGGACAUGAAUGGACAUAUUCGGUUAGCAGAUUUUGGUUCUUGUCUGAAGCUGAUGGAAGAUGGAACGGUCCAGUCCUCAGUGGCAGUUGGAACUCCAGAUUAUAUUUCUCCUGAAAUCCUUCAAGCUAUGGAAGAUGGAAAAGGCAGAUACGGCCCUGAGUGUGACUGGUGGUCUUUGGGGGUCUGUAUGUAUGAGAUGCUUUAUGGAGAAACACCAUUCUAUGCUGAGUCUCUGGUGGAGACAUAUGGAAAAAUCAUGAAUCACAAAGAGAGGUUUCAGUUUCCACCCCAAGUGACUGAUGUGUCUGAAAAUGCUAAGGAUCUUAUUCGAAGACUCAUUUGUAGUAGAGAACAUCGACUUGGCCAAAAUGGAAUAGAAGACUUUAAGAAACAUCCAUUUUUCAGUGGAAUUGAUUGGGAUAAUAUUCGAAACUGUGAAGCACCUUAUAUUCCAGAAGUUAGUAGCCCAACAGAUACAUCAAAUUUUGAUGUGGAUGAUGACUGUUUAAAAAAUUCUGAAACAAUGCCUCCACCAACACACGCUGCAUUUUCUGGCCAUCACCUACCAUUUGUUGGUUUUACAUAUACUAGUAGCUGUGUUCUUUCUGACCGGAGCUGUUUGAGGGUAACAGCAGGUCCCACUUCACUGGAUCUUGAUGUAAAUGUCCAGAGGACUCUAGAUAAUAACUUAGCAACUGAAGCUUAUGAAAGAAGAAUUAAGCGGCUGGAACAGGAAAAGCUUGAACUUACUAGAAAACUUCAAGAGUCAACGCAGACUGUUCAAGCUCUGCAAUAUUCAACUGUUGAUGGUCCACUAACAGCAAGCAAAGACUUAGAAAUUAAAAGCCUGAAAGAAGAGAUUGAAAAACUAAGGAAACAAGUAUCAG